AUGGAAGAAUAACUCAUUAAUGUCAUAUUCGAUCCUAAUUUCUAAUCUUUUGAUUAAGAAUUGGCCAAUCUAAGUAUGGAUAAAAUGAUGAGCAUCUAAUUCUCAGAAGAAUUAUUACAAAAGAAUUUUGCAGUUUUGAUAUCUAUAUUAAAAUAAUUGCACAAGGGAAUGGUACUCUUAAAUUCUAAAGUAUCAGAUAAUUCUGAUUGGGUCUAAAAAUUGAAAGAAGUUAGUGAAACUCCAGAAUCAAAACAGUAGAACAAAGACACAAUUGAUCAAAUCACUGCUAAAUUAUAGGAAAUAUAAGAAGUGUCUCAAAAGGAUUAUGUAACCAAAGAAGAACUGGAUUAAACUAAUCAAAAAUUUAAUAGAAUUGUAAAGUAGUAAGAACAGGCUUUGCAAGAUCUAGAAGGAGAAUAAACUGUCUAAGCUAAGAAGAUAGAAGACUUAAAUAAUAAUUAAACACAAUAAUCUGAGUAGUUAAACAAACUAAGUCAAGAAAUUGAAAACAUUAUGAAAUAAAUGAGUGGUUUCUAAAAUGAGUUGCAUGAAGUGGAAGACCGUAAACCAGAACAGAUUAUAAUAGAAAAGGAAAUAAUCAAAGAAGCCCCCACUUAGCCAAUUGCUCUACCUAUUUAAUAUGCAGGGAAUGAUGAUGAAAUAAAACGAUUAAACUAAACAACCCUAGAAUUAAAGUAAAAACAAGAAUAGUUGUCAUAAGAAUUAGCCAAUUUAAGGGAGGGACUAAAUAAUAUAAAGGUUCCUGAGGAAAAUCAACCAGUAGACUUAUCUGAUAUCAAUAAGAAAUUGGAUGGCCAUGAAAGUGAGAUUUAAUCUUUAUUUGAAAUUGUUGAUAGCGUGAGAUAGAAAUUAAAAGAUUAAAAUAAUAAUUAACAAUCUGAUGUCUCAAGUGAAGAAUUAAUCUAAAUUAAAAAUGAUAUAAAGAAAUUGCAAUCAUAAAUUGAGGCUUUGUAGACAUAAUUAAACUUAGCCACUUUUGGAUAGGGUUAAGACAUGCAAGAGAAUUAGGUUGCAUUAAUUUUGGCAGAAAUAAAUAAAUUAAGAGAUCAAUUAUAAAAUUAUUGUACAACUACAGACUUUUAGAAUGAGAAUGCUAAGAGGGAACUGAGGAUCAAGUUUGUAUAAGACCAUGCUGAUGAAGAGUUAGAAAAGGCAAGAAGAGAAUUCAAAAGCAAAGUAGACAAGAAGGUUGAAUAAACAGAAAUUGCUAAAGUAGAGAAAGACAUAAUUUAAUUGAGAGAACAAUUAGGAAAAUCACAAUAGAGAAAAUCUUAACCUAAUAUUGAAACACCAUUGAGACAAUCAAAUGUAGAGAAAGAAUUACAAAAUUAAAUUAAAGAAUUGUAACAAUCAAUAAAAGAAAUUGAGGGUGAUUUAUUAAUACACAAAACCUAAAUGAAUUAGAAUAAUCAAUUAACUCAUGUGAAAUUAACUGAAUUGGAGAAAAAGAUUCAAGGAAUUCAAACAGAUAAAAUUUAUAUUGAAUUAUAGAAUUAAAGAGAAUAGAUGGAUUUAAUUAAACGUGAUUAAGAUUAAAAUAAAAUUAAGAUAAACAAUUUUGGAAAGAAGAUUGAAUCAAUUGUAACUAAAGAUGAACUAUUCUAAACUUUUGAUCCUAAAAUUAAAUAGGUAAGAGAUGAAAUUCAAAAAGUUGGAGAUGAAACUUAACUAAGCAUUGACAGAAAAGCUGAUGCCUAAGAAGUCAAAGAUUUGAAUCAAGCAUUUUUGGAUUAAUUGCAAAAGGUUGUCACAGAACUAAUCAAAACAUUAGCCAAUAAAUAAGAAACCAAGAAAGCUUUGAUAUAUCUGGAAUAAAAGAUUAAUUAAAUAUUCAUGAUACUUGAAGGAGAUGGAUCAAAAGAUCAGGAUUCCUUAUUUGCCAAAAAACCUCUCUCUUGGAGUUGUGCCUCAUGUGACAAGGACUUAGAUAAAUAUAAAGGACAAUUAGGCGACUUCAAAAACUGGGCUGUAUUCCCACCUAAGGAAACAUCCCCUGAGAGAAUGGGCAAAUUUGGAAUUGGGUAUAAGAAUAUGCAAGAAAAAUUGAGAUCUCACAGGGAAAAAUUAGAUAAGGAUAGAAGUUAAAAUGAGAAAGAUUCCAGUUAAUAAUAAUAAAGCAUGACAUUAAGUCAAAGUUAAACUCAAUUACCAAAAAUUAAAUAAUGA
Paramecium tetraurelia is the source of this 2187-nucleotide messenger RNA. RefSeq lists its product as uncharacterized. The record is from RefSeq and is a predicted model, not a curated record. Gene Ontology annotation, cellular component: Golgi apparatus. The transcript is spliced from 7 exons. NCBI's taxonomy places the organism in Eukaryota, Ciliophora, Oligohymenophorea, Peniculida, Parameciidae.